ACAUAAGUUUAAAUUAAUGUCGAAUUUAUAAUUUGUAGGAGUAAUUAAUUUCAUUGUUUUUUUAAAAUGUUUCAAAUAUUAUUUGGUGAUAAACUAGUUAAAUCACAUUUAUAAACCGAGGAGUUUCUGAUCAGUAAGAAAAUUGCAACUGUAACAAACAGAGUUUGUGCAACUUGGAACACGUAUGAAUUCUUAUUUUAAUAAAGUAAUUAGUAAAUAAUCAAUUGGCCUAUGUAAAAGUUGGUUAAUCUGUGCUUCAUGCAUGCAAGAGUAGUACGCGGUCGUAUCACACAUGAACUAGUACAAGAUAGUAUGCAGCAUUUGAUGAAAACAUACAUAAAUGGCUGUUACUACUACUCAAACGUUGAAAACUAAUCAAUAACCACAUAUUUUGAUAUUGAUAUGGUCAAGAAUUAGUUACUAAGUACAAUUUUUAUGUGAUUGACCAAAUGAAGAAAUAUUAGUGCUUCUCUGUCUACAAAUUUCUCAUUUUAUAAACCUGUCUCGGUCGAAAUAUUUGUAGUAGCUAGUCGAUGAUGUUGUCUCUUGGCUUUCUGUUGAAAGCUCGGUCUUCUUGGUUCAUUCUUUGGUGUUAGUGGCUGUGGUAUGCUAACAUUGAUUAGUCGAGUCUAAAAUUUUCGUAUCUGACCUAUUUUCUGUUAGUUAAUGGCAUGGGGCUGUAUCACAAGAUUAAAGUAAGAGAUCAUGAGAAAAAUGUAUGAGUGAAUAAACUUAGAGUUCAUGUUGUCCAUUUAUGGAUUGGUCUUGCGUUCUUCUACUAGUUUGGCUAACUGAGACCUAUGAGGUGCAGAUUGUGAUAGCUAUAUAUGUCCAGUUUAACACAUAAUAUGUGAUGUUUUUUAGGAUUUGGGACUUAGCCAAGAGAUUUAGGAUUCAAUAGCUAGAAAAGUAUGAGUUCCUAAAGAAUAUGGCUUUUAGAAAGUGAAAGAUGAGGAAGGUAUUUUGAACUGCACUAGCCAAUAUUUUUCUGGAUAAAAUCUGUCAUAUCGUAAGCUCGGUGUAGUCAAUGAAUGAUGCAUAUUUUCAUCUAGAACCAUAUAUUUGAAUUAAAAAACAGAAAAAAGUAAGGGAAGGAAUUACAGGUUGCUAAUUUAAAGGUUAUAGAAUGCUUAUUCAAAUGGAAACAUGUGCCUCUGAAAUAAUUCUCAUAAAAAAUGUAUCUAAGCAAUAAAAAGUAGAGAUAAAGGUAUUGCCCAAUGUUUUCUUGCAACUUUUACUUAGCAAUGACAGACCUUCUAAUAAUUCCAGGCUUGUAAAGAAAGGUACGAAGACCUACAAAAACGUUAUUCUGGAUCCACGUCUUGGUUUGAAGAACUGAAAAUGCGGCGUGUUGCAGAGCUCAAGCGAGAACUGGUUAAAUCUGAAAACUCAAUAGGGUUAGCACAGAUGUAUAAAUGUAUUUAUCACUUGAGUUGAAGAUCAAAUCAUUGGAGGGGAAGAAACAACAAUUCAAACAAGGUGAAUCCGGUUCCUACGAGACUGAAUCACCUCCACUCGUGUUGGACUCAGAAGCCACCGAGUCAAUCAGCAGGCAGACAUCAAAUGGUGAGAACUCCGUUGGCAGCUUCUCAAAAGAAACAAGCACAAUGGGAAGCUGGUUGUGCGACCAUCAGCUUCAAGCUGAGGAGACCGAGACGAAGCCCAGCACAUCUGCCUGCUCUGAGCUGGGAAAGGAUCCAAGCAUUGAUACCCUCCCCGAGGUCGGUUAUGAGCAUGGAGUCAUCGUUAGGAAGAAACGAGGGAAGAGAAAGAGAAAGGACUGCAGUCAAGUUGCCAAAGAGAGAAGUGUUGACGACAGUGAUAACUUAGGUUCUUCCAAUGCUGUUUCGACUGCAAACAAGGAAACAUCAACUAACGAAUGUAAGAGGAUGAGAAUCUCCGGUCCCAAGACCACCGGAAGAGAGAGCUUGAUCGAGAUAUUCGAAUCCAUUGCACAGAGUGAAUCAGCAGCAGUCUUCAGACAUCGAAUGGACAGUCAGAAACGGGCGCGAUACAGACGUGUUGUCCGGCAGCACAUGGACAUUGGCACAAUAAAAUCAAGAAUCGUCGGUCAGUCCAUAAAAACAGCGAAGGAGCUCUUCCGGGACCUGCUGUUGCUGGCGAACAAUGCGUUGGUGUUUUACUCGAGACGCACACGCGAGUACAAGGCUGCAAUCACUCUGCGGCAGCUGGUCAUGAAAGAUUACAAGCUGCAUUGCAGAGGGUAUUGCAAUGAAGCCACAUCGGACUUCAUCCCAUGCAACCCUCCGGUGAGGCCGCGGACAGCUCGUCCUCGGCCUGGGCCUCCUGCGUAUAAGGACAAGGAGGCAUCGUCGGAUAAAGCCUUGAAACCAGAGAAUGCUGCUCUUGCCACUCCGGUGGGAUUGGGGAAACAGUGUAAUUCCGGUAACAGUGUGUUGAAGCAAUCCUUGUUGAAGGCUAAGAAAGGUUUGAAGAGACCUGCGAAAUUGAAAACUGAAUUAGGUGAUCCACAUCGUAAAAAUAUACCAGUAAAACAAAGGAAAAGAGUUCGGAGAUGACAAUGUUUUUAUCAAUCGAAAAAAAAAGACUUAGUGUAAGAGAAAAAUGUACAGACUUCUUUCUAUAUUAUAUCUGAUUCAUGUCUUAACAUA
Molecule: messenger RNA, 2633 nt
Organism: Salvia splendens (bonfire salvia)
Lineage: Eukaryota; Viridiplantae; Streptophyta; Magnoliopsida; Lamiales; Lamiaceae
Exons: 4
Coding region: 1416-2540 (374 amino acids)
Cellular component (GO): NuA4 histone acetyltransferase complex
Molecular function (GO): protein binding
Source: RefSeq, a predicted model, not a curated record